Cuscuta epithymum is the source of this 1083-nucleotide messenger RNA. The record is from the annotation of a GenBank genome assembly. Lineage: Eukaryota; Viridiplantae; Streptophyta; Magnoliopsida; Solanales; Convolvulaceae.
CCGCCGUCCACUGCUGUUGUUCGCCGCCGGUUGCCGCCGACCACUGCCGUCGUCUACCAAUCCUCUUUUUUCGCUCCUCUCUCCACAUCAAGAUGAGCAAUGAACAAUCAACCUCGCGUACCCGCCCAAACUAUGUGCCCUUAACCGAAGCUGAGCGCAACAAUGAAAAUGCGCUUUGGGUGACGCCCCACAUGGUUGCGAACGAUCAAGAAGUGUUGGACCAAAUCAAAGUCAUAAUUGGAGGACACUUUCUUGGAAACUGGGCAGCAUACACAGAAGUAGACCCCAAGGUUCGUGAACUUUGGUGGAACCUUUUCAAGGGUCGGUUUCGAUGGACUGAAGCCCAAGGUCCAGCUAUUCUUAGAGCGUAUAACGCUAGGAUUUCAAAUUGGCUUCGUCCUACUUUUAGGCGUGCCCGAACGAGCGGGGUAAAGCCUGGAUGGUGUUCGGAUGAGGUGUGGGCUAACCUCGUCCGUCACUGGUCUUCUGAUCCAAACUUCUUGGCAAGAAGUCAAUCCGGUAAGAAAAACCGGAUGUCCGAGAAAGCCUUAGAAACCCAAUGGCAUGGGGGCCGCAAACCUCAGAGUAGACAUAAAGAAGAUCUUUCGGGGCCUGAGAAGAAGAAGGUCUCAAUUCUCAAGGUCAUCAAGCACUGCUGGACAAAGCACGGCGAUGAGUCCGAUGCCGAUCUGCCACCCCGCCUCGCUGAAAUCGAAUCAAAGUAUAACACAAAUGUUGAGAAGAGGCGGGCAGAAUUAGGCUUGACUCAGGAGGAUGAGAUUGAUUCUGAUGUGGAGGAUGAUGCCAUCUUUGAGGCAGUUGGGGUGUACAAGGGCCGGGUCCCGUGCAUGGGGGCUGAGGGGCAACGGAUCUUGUACGACCGCAGCGGUGCUUCAUCUUCCCGAUCAAGGCGCGGAGAGGAUCCGCGUAUCGCUCAAAUGCAGCGGGAGAUGGAGGAGCAGCAGCGGGCCUUGGCUGAGCAGCAGCGCACCUUGGAGGAGCAACGCAAAAAAGAAGAAGAAGAAACAAGGGCCCGGCUGGAAGAGAUGGAACGGAUCCUCAGCGCCGGAAUUCGGAAUCAGC